UGAAUGUAAAAAUCUGGUCUCCUUUUAUCAAUACCGUUUCUCUCUCGCCGGAAUAUUCUUGCUACUUCGUCUCCUUAUCGUCCCCCACCGUCACAUAUUCACCAGUAAGCAUAUCCAUUUUGCUUCCUCAUCUCUAACAUUAGUUUCUCGUUAAUUUCGGAUAAGGAAGAUGCCGGACGUCCAAUCAACGGUGGUGGAAUUUGUUAACAAGCUCAGAAAACGUAAGAUUGAGGGCUCACAAGCUACAGCCAAAUGCACCGUAGAGCUACUUAGGUCAGUGAUUUCGCAUCAGCGGGUGCCUCACGCAAACCAAGCUGCUGCUCUUAUCGAUGCUGUGAAAGCCGUUGGUGAGCAAUUGGUCGCUGCUAAUCCUGUUGAGCUUGCGGUGGGAAAUGUAGUUAGACGGGUUUUGCAUAUUAUAAGGGAGGAAGAUCUUUCUCUCACUACAGCAGCUAUGGGUGGUUUGGACUUGUUGGAUGCAAGUGAUGAUGAUGAUGUAGAUAAUUGCAAAGGAAUUGGGUAUCCUGCAAUGUCUGCAGCAGUUGUUGCAGCUGCAGCUAGGAGUACGUUACGCCCUCCAUCUUUGCAAACGCUUCUCGAGGGUACUCCUGAAUCUGCAACUGUUCCAUACACAUCUUCAUCCGGUGCUGAUUCCGAAAGCAAAAGUAAAUCUGCUGAUAAAAGUUCAUUAACUCGGAAGCUGAAGCAUGAUGUUAUCGAAGGAGUGAAUCAACUUAUUCAUGAGAUUGCUGGUUGUCAUGAGCAGAUCGCUGAACAAGCUAUAGAGCAUAUACAUCAAAAUGAGGUGAUCCUAACCCUGGGUAGCUCAAGAACAGUUCUUGAGUUUAUGUGUGCUGCCAAGGAGAAAAAAAGAUCUUUUCGUGUAUUUGUCGCCGAAGGUGCUCCAAGGUAUCAGGGCCAUCUCUUAGCAAAAGAAUUGGUAGCUAGAGGUUUGCAGACCACUGUGAUCACUGAUUCUGCAGUGUUUGCGAUGAUAUCACGAGUGAAUAUGGUUAUAAUUGGAGCUCAUGCAGUGAUGGCUAAUGGUGGGGUUAUAGGACCUGUUGGUGUCAAUAUGGCUGCUCUUGCAGCACAAAAGCACGCAGUCCCAUUUGUGGUUCUAGCCGGUAGUCACAAGUUGUGUCCACUCUACCCUCACAAUCCGGAAGUAUUACUAAAUGAGCUGAGAUCUCCAUCCGAACUGCUGGAUUUUGGUGAAUUCUCUGAUUGCCUGGAUUUUGGAGCGGGUUCCGGGUCUAUUCAAGUUGUCAACCCAACAUUCGAUUAUGUCCCACCAAACCUUGUUAGUCUCUUUAUAACGGACACGGGAGGACACAAUCCAUCCUACAUGUACCGUCUUAUUGCGGACUAUUACUCUGCUGAUGAUUUGGUGAUGUAGCGAUAAAGGAUUAGUUUUUGGUCACUUGGUGGGAACUAUACAAGAGUCAGUCUGAUGAUAGUCGGUCAUUCACAAUUGAAGAAUAUAUGUACAUUGCACAAAAACAGUUGCUCAAGGAUUGUGAAAGAGAAGGAGAAACAUCUUUGUGUCUGAAAUUUGUCAGGCCAAGUUUAUUUUUGCCGUGUCUUGGGAGUAUAAUUCGGUAAUUCCUUUAGCUCAGUCUCAAUGGUGUCUAUUGUUACUUGAUAUACUUUUCCUCAACACAAGAAUUUUCUUUCGUUGGCUUUUGUAUUUGCAAAUACGAGAAUUACCACCGGAGGUGGACAGGACAUCUUAUUUUUAACUAACUAAA
Molecule: messenger RNA, 1751 nt
Organism: Arabidopsis lyrata subsp. lyrata
Lineage: Eukaryota; Viridiplantae; Streptophyta; Magnoliopsida; Brassicales; Brassicaceae
Product: translation initiation factor eIF-2B subunit beta
Exons: 10
Coding region: 170-1399 (409 amino acids)
Biological process (GO): translational initiation
Cellular component (GO): eukaryotic translation initiation factor 2B complex
Molecular function (GO): guanyl-nucleotide exchange factor activity; translation initiation factor activity
Source: RefSeq, a predicted model, not a curated record